AUAGGGUCGAUCAGAGUAUAUACUCUUCGACCUUUCUUCUUCCUUCCCACUUCACUCAGCAACCAAACCAGAGAGCUUCGACCAAACCCAGAAAAACCCUCGCCGCAGCCCCCUUCUCCCCACCCUAUCUCCCCCAUUUCUUAACCUUUUUAGCCCAUUUUUUUUUAAAAUCCUCCAUUUUCGAUACUUAAUAACAUACACCUAAAAAGUUUUAAUUUUUUAGCCUCUUUAAGUGUCAUCCGAACCCAAAUAGUAAACUUUGGGUGUGAAAUCCGGCCACCCAUUUUUGUUGAGAAAUUGUUCAAUCUCAACCUCGUUUAAGGUAUAAAUAUUGCUUCUAUUCUUAUUGUAUUAUGUAUAUUGUUUUAUUUUAUGUUUUUGUAAAUUAUUAUUUGAGUUUUUUUAUUUUAUUAGUAAUAUUAUUGUGUUUUAUGUGUAUAGUGUCGGGAUUUUUUACGGUGGUCGUCGGAUUGCGGUUAUUAGGGGUUCGGCAUAAUUUUGUGUGUAGCGUAUUUGGGCUUGCAAUUAUAGACAUGGCGAACUCAGAAUCAGGAUCUGAUUCGGGAGCAGAAAAUGAGUGUCCAACCACAAUACCUACACGAGGGCCGACGCAAAUGAAUGAAAUAUCCAAACUAAUGGAUCAGGGCAAAAGAGUGGCCCUCGAAGUUAAUGAUAAAGGUCAAUACUGUGGAAAAAGCUACGCGAAGCUCGUAUCCACUCUGGGAGUCAGAUGUCGGCAGACAAUAGGGUUGGCUUAUAAAAAUUGGAAAGAAGUCAACCAGACUCUGAAAAAUAAAGUUUGGAAAGACAUUCAGACGGGGUUCAUUGUGCCGGACACCUUCAAACAUGAUUGUCUCAUCCUAGCUGGGAAGUUAAUGAAAGACUUCAAGAAUAGGAUGACAAAAGACAUCAUAAUGCCCGCGUUGAAAGAGAAUGAUCUGGGACGACUGGCACAAGUCCCUGAAAAGCACCCGGAGAUCGACGCUGCUGAUUGGUGCAAAUUUGUUGAAAGUAGACUAACUCCCGAAUUUCUGGUACGCUAAUUAUAUUAACACUAAGAUAAACUCUUAAAUACAAGUACAUGUAUCUAAUGUAUUUUUUUGGCAUUGUAGGAAUUGAGUAAGGUGCAACGUGAACGUUCCUCAAAAAUUCAAUCCAGACAUCGAAGUGGUCGGAGUGGAAUGGUGAACGUACGGGAAGCUGUGGUAAGUAACACUAAA
Messenger RNA from Cannabis sativa, 1220 nucleotides. RefSeq lists its product as uncharacterized. The coding region runs from base 354 to 1043 and encodes 229 amino acids. The transcript is spliced from 4 exons. NCBI's taxonomy places the organism in Eukaryota, Viridiplantae, Streptophyta, Magnoliopsida, Rosales, Cannabaceae. The record is from RefSeq and is a predicted model, not a curated record.